AUGGCUUUGGAGCAACCGACAGGUGGCUACCGGUCAAGCGCUCAAGUUUUAAAAGAUCAUUUGAGGAUUCAUACUGGAGAAAAGCCCCAUGCAUGUGAACACUGUUCUAAAACAUUUUCUAGCGCAUCAAAUUUAAAAGUACAUUUGAGAAUUCAUGCUAAUGAAAAACCCUAUCGGUGUGAAACUUGUUUUAAGGACUUUAGAUUUUCUGGAAAUUUAAAGAGACAUUUGCAAACCCAUACUGGCAUAAAACCAUAUUUGUGCGAAUAUUGCUCAAAGCCAUUUUCUAGCGCUCAAGUUUUAAAAGAUCAUUUGAGGAUUCAUACUGGAGAAAAACCCCAUGCAUAUGCAUGUGAACACUGUUCUAAGGCAUUUUCUAGCGCAAUAAAUUUAAAAGUACAUUUGAGAAUUCAUGCUAAUGAAAAACCUUAUCGGUGUGAAACUUGUUUUAAGGACUUUAGAUUUUCUGGAAAUUUAAAGAGACAUUUGCAAACCCAUACUGAGCUGAGAGACAAUGGUGAAGAAUCGCUUUCAGAUAGUUGGGGUGUUGCAGUUGCAAUGCUUUUUAGCAGUUUGCCUCGUAGUUUAAUGCCUUCGCUGGUUGCUUCCUUUAAUUUCAGCACUAGAAACCCGCUCGGAAUCAGAAUCAACAUUUGUUGCAGUUCAAGAAAAGACCAUUGUUGA
Messenger RNA from Uloborus diversus, 684 nucleotides. RefSeq names its product zinc finger protein 558-like. Bases 1 to 684 code for a protein of 227 amino acids. Lineage: Eukaryota; Metazoa; Arthropoda; Arachnida; Araneae; Uloboridae. The record is from RefSeq and is a predicted model, not a curated record. The transcript is spliced from 3 exons.